Molecule: messenger RNA, 1266 nt
Organism: Parnassius mnemosyne (clouded apollo)
Lineage: Eukaryota; Metazoa; Arthropoda; Insecta; Lepidoptera; Papilionidae
Source: the annotation of a GenBank genome assembly
AUGAAUGAAAAGGCACUGAAUGACUUGGAAAUAGCUUGUGCAUUAGAAGAGAUUUUUGGUUUACCUGAUGAUCCCGAUGUGUCAGAUGAUAAUUUGGAAUCCGAUGAAGAAGAUGUGCAGUACAGUACAGUGAAACUUCAAAGAAUUUUAGAGAGCCUUGAUGAGCCUCAUGAUGGAAUUCUAGCACCCACACCUGAUCCACCUGAUAGUCUUAUUAGUAAUAUAAGUAAUGCGUCUGUUGAAAACCAACCUAGUCCAUCACCUCAACCAACCAACAGUGACCGGCUUAGGCGGGCAAGAAUAAUCCAAAAUGCACCCAGUACUUCUGGCACUCAACAGACCUUACGGCGACAACCACAAUCACCAGUAGCAAAUACUAACUCAGAUUCGGAAACAGAUGAUUCAGACGGCGAAGAGGAAACAUGGAAAAAAACUAUGUGGACAACUGAUCGGCCAAGUCCUAGCGUUUACGAUGAAAUUCCGAUGGAACCGGCAAUUAUGUUUAGCAGCCGUACUAGACCUGUAACUGUAUUUGAAAAAUUCUUCACUGAUGAAGUCUACGAUUUGAUAAUAUAUCAAACAAACUUAUAUGCAGAGCAAAGGAAAGAUGAAGGAUGGACACAAUUAGAUAAAAAAGAACUGAAGGCCUUUGUAGGGAUUUUUAUAAUAAUGGGAUACAAUAUUCUGCCUUCUAUUGACCUUUAUUGGUCUUCCGACCCUGGUUUCAGGGUAGAUGAAAUAGCAGAGACUAUGACCGUAAAGCGAUUCAAGAAGAUAUUGCGAAAUCUGCACGUGAAUGAUAAUACACAGAUACCAGAUAAGACAAGCGAGAACUAUGACAAACUUUACAAAAUACGCCCAUUAUUGGAUCUUAUCACUCAGGCAUGUCAGAAAAAUGCCAAAGACUCCUCAUCCCAAAGUAUUGAUGAAUCGAUGAUUCUCUUCAAAGGCCGGUCUUCCAUGAAACAGUAUAUGCCUCUAAAGCCCAUAAAAAGAGGUUACAAGGUAUGGUGUCGCUGUGACAGUAAAACUGGGUAUCUCUAUGAAUUCUACAUAUACACUGGAAAAUCAAAAACCGGAACAGAGGAAGGACUAGGAUCCAAAGUUGUGAAGAUGUUGACUGAAAAGCUGAUAAAUAAAGCACUGGAGGAAUAUCAUAUUAUUAUUACAUUUGACAAUUUCUUCUGUGACUACACUCUAAUGAAAAUGGCAUUUAUGCUACAGGAACUGUACGAAGACACAGAAAACAUCUGCCUGUACUUGUAA